Molecule: messenger RNA, 885 nt
Organism: Ficedula albicollis (Collared flycatcher)
Lineage: Eukaryota; Metazoa; Chordata; Aves; Passeriformes; Muscicapidae
Gene: RRP8
Product: ribosomal RNA processing 8, methyltransferase, homolog (yeast)
Exons: 7
Biological process (GO): rDNA heterochromatin formation; regulation of transcription by glucose; cellular response to glucose starvation
Cellular component (GO): chromatin silencing complex; rDNA heterochromatin; nucleolus
Molecular function (GO): methyltransferase activity
Source: RefSeq, a predicted model, not a curated record
CCCCCCGGCAGCAGCCGGGACGCGGCGCGGCUCUUCCGCACCGACCCUACCGCUUUCCACCUGUACCACCGCGGCUUCGAGCAGCAGGUGCGGCGCUGGCCCGAGCGCCCCGUGCAGCGCAUCGUGCGCUACCUGCGCCGCCGGCCAGCGUCACUGGUGGUGGCGGAUUUCGGGUGCGGGGACUGCACGCUGGCCGCCAGUGUCAAGAACCAGGUGCACUGCUUCGACCUGGUGGCGCUGUCCCCUCGGGUCACCGUCUGUGACAUGGCCAAGGUGCCACUGGCGGCUGAGUCGGUGGACGUGGCUGUGUUCUGCCUGGCGCUGAUGGGCACUAACCUGCGGGAGAUCCUGGGAGAGGCCAACCGUGUGCUCAAGCUCGGGGGGACCCUGAUGGUGGCCGAGGUGGCCAGCCGCUUUGAGGACACCCAUGCCUUCCUGAAGGCCAUGACGCAGCUGGGCUUCAAGACCGUAUCCAAGGACCUCUCCAGCUCCUACUUCUACGUGUUGGAGUUCGCCAAGACGGGCCCGGCGCGGCCCGGCGCCGCUCCCGCCCUUUGUGGGGAGCAGCAGCGCCGUAGAACGGACCCUGCCGGGUCAGAAGGGCCAGUCGGGCCCUUCCCGGGCCCGUGGGCUGCGCUGGUUGUCCGCCGAGUCCUGCCCCGGGACAGCCCGGCCCCCGGCUUCUGCCCAUGGCAGGCGCUGCUGGAGCCCGUGCAGGGUGAUGGGAGGCACCCGAUCCCAGGUCGGGGCCGGGCAGUGCUCGGCCCCAGGUCCCGCGGGACGCGCUGUGACUCUUCCCUGCGGGGCCACUGGGGCAGGGGGCUCUGUGGGAGCAGGAGGGAUUCUGUUCUGGGCAGGGCUGACUUCCCUCCGCGCAGGAGCUGA